UAAUCAAAUAAAAGUUUUUCUGAGUGUUCAGUUCUAGAAUCUCCAGAGUUUUAAUGAGGCUAGAGAAAAAUAAUUCAGCAAUAACUGAUCUAAGUUACUGGUUUUCUGGUAUUUGUUGUUUUCUGUUCUUCAUUCAAGUUUUUACCAUUAAAGUUCAUUUAAUGUUCCUUCUCAAAUCAACAUCACAAGAGUGAUCUGCAAUAACUAAAGAUGACUCUCCCUUGCUUUCUUUCUAAAACAGCCUUCCCUCAAGAAUAAAAAACUACUGAUGUUUCAAAUAGCACAACAAUAUACGCAAACUACAUAAGCAAUAAACUCAGAUUAACACGGCUGAUCGCUCAUCUCAAUUGAUUGGCCUUUUACAGUUCGUAUGGCUACUUCCACCUUUUCAUUUCUCUGUAUGUAUAAAUAUCUUCUUGCUGUAUGUUCCAGUCUAUGCAUCCAAUGAAGUGGGCUAUAGCCCACAAAAGCUUAUGCUCAAAUAAAUUUGUUAAUCUCUAAGGUGCCAAAAGUACUCCUGUUCUUUUUGCGGAUACAGACUAACAUGGCUGCUACUCUGAAACCUGUCACUCAGUACUGUUAUAUCAGAUAUGAGUUGUGCUGUGUAAUUAAAACACUACAACAGUAAACAGUCAAAUAUAUAUAUUGUCAGAUACAAAACCACACUUGCUGUAAAAUUAAACCUCUCUAAAGUGUACUCAAGUGAUUGUAUAAAAAUAGCAUCUUCUGACUCAGGGUAUGUCUACACUACAAAAUUAGGUCGAAUUUAUAGAAGUGGGUUUUUUUAGAAAUCGUUUUUAUACAGUCGAUUGUGUGUGUCUCCACAUAAAAUGCUCUAAGUGCAUUAAGUCGUUGGACUGCGUCCACAGUACCGAGGCUAGUGUCAACUUCCAGAGCAUUGCACUGUGGGUAGCUGUGAGUAGCUAUCCCACAGUUCCUGCAGUCUCCACUGCCCAUUGGGAUUCUGGAUUGAGAUCCCAAUGCCUGAUGGGGCAAAAACAGUGUCACAGGUGGUUCUGGGUACAUGUCAUCAGGCCCCCGUCUCCCUCCCUCCCUGCGUGAAAGCAACCGCACACAAUCGUUUCGCGCCUCUUUUCCUGGGUUACCUGAGCAGACACCAUACCACAGCAAACAUGGAGCCUGCUCAGCUCACCAUCACCAUACGUCUCCUGGGUGCUGGCAGAUGUGGGACUGCAUUGCUACACAGCAGCAGCUCAUUGCCUUUUGGCAGCAGACGUGCAUUACAAUUGGUUGCCAUUGUCAUCGUAUUCCUGGGUGCUCUUUUAGCCGACCUCGGUGAGAUCGGUCGGGGCGCCUAGGCAGACAUGGGAGUGACUCAGCCAGGUCAUUCCCAUCUUCUGCUGAGCACCCAGGAGAUGACGAUGGCUAGCAGUCAUACUGCACCGUCUUCUGCCGAGCACCCAGGGGAUGAUGAUGGCUUCCAGUCGUACUGCACCGUCUGCUGCCAGCCUAAGAUGUAAAAGAUAGAUGGAUCAAAACAAGAAAUUGACCCAAUUUGUUCUGUGAAAUCAACGGCCUGCUAAACCCAGGGUUUUGAGUUCAAUCCUUGAGGGAGCCAUUCUGUGUGACAGAUUGUGUUUCUCCUUGAUGCAAAGCCACCCCUUUUGUUGAUUUUAAUUCCCUGUAAGCCAUGUUGUCAGUCGCCCCUCCCUCCAUCAGAGCAACGGCAGACAAUUGUUUCACGCAAAACCAGGCGAGGAGGCGACGGCAGCGCGGUGACAAGAGAGACAUGGUCAUAGACUUCUCACAAAGUACGGACCAGGCAAUGUGCACAUCAUGCUGAUGAGCUCUGCAUACACGCUGGCCAAACAGGAAAUGAAAUUCAAAAGUUCACAGGCCUUUUCCUGUCUACCUGGCCAGUGUAUCUGAGUUGAGAGAGCUGUCCAGAGCAGUCACAAUGGAGCACUCUGAGAUAGCUCCUGGAGGCCAACACCAUCGAAUUGUGUCCACGCUAUCCCAAAUUCGACCCGGCAAGGCCGAUUUCAGCACUAAUCCCCUCGUCGGAGGUGGAGUAAAGAAAUAGAUUUAAAGAGCCCUUUAAGUCGGAAAAAAGGACUUUGUCGUGUGGACAGAUCCAGGCUUAAAUCGAGGUAAUGCUGUUAAAUUUGACAUAAAGUUGUAGUGUAGACCAGGCCUCAGAUCUGCUCCCACCUAUUUGAGAAUCAUUUGCUUUACUGACUAAAUCAAUGGUUAGGUCAUACUGAGACCGCUGCUUUCCAUGCUGACCCAUAUUGUCUCAUUGUUUCCUUGUACUGUCUGUCUGUAUCCACCUGUUGUCUCUUGUCUUAUACUUGGAUUGUAAGCUCUCUGUGGCAGGGACUCUUUCUGUUCUGUAUUUGUGCAGUACCCUAGCACAACAUGGUCAGCUCGUAGGCACUAUGGCAAUACAAAUUAGUGGUAGCACCGAGGAGCCAAUGUAGCUACGCUGCCUUGCCAAUGAGGCAAGUCGCAGAAAACAGAGCCCAGCUGCUUUUUGUGGCAAUGGUAUUUGAAAAGUGGCAGUUAUAGUACAUGGUCCCAUAACGUCAAGAUUUCCCCAAGGUAUAGCAAUACUUUUAGUCUUGUUCUCUUGACACCUACAGGUAAAAAAAGCCACCUUAACAAAAUAAUGCUGAGAAUCAAUAGAAGUGUUCCAUAUUUCUGGGAAAUAGUCAUGUUCCAUGCUGAUUGAAACAGAAUUCUGUGAAUAUGAAAGAGCAAGAAAAGCCAUCUCUUAGAACAAAAGGGGGCUCUUGCAGGAAAAUGGGGCAGGCAUGAAUUCUCCAUCACACCCCAGGAAAGAGCUUCCGCUAGUGCAGAGCUGAAAUAGAUCUGAGAGGGAUACAGAAGCACAUGAUUAACUGAACUCUCAAAGUGGAAAGAUGGAAGAAUCUUAUGCUACAACUGAUAUUUUAGCAUCUAUAUUAACAAGCUUUUGAUACCAUGAGACACGAGCAUGGAUACAGGUAAUAUCAGAGAAAGUCAGCACUUGUGCCAAAGCAAAUCUCAGUCUUCAACAGAUGAACUAGGUCCCUUCAUUGCUAAUCUGGAGCUCCUACCCAACGAACAGAUUCCCACUGCCAUCUGCCUGGGUUGUUUAAUUAGCCAGCAUGAGGCUCCUGCACGUGAGUCACCACCAGCAGAAUGUAUGCAUCACCCCCUGACACUUCAAGCUUUAAAAUCUAAAGGAGAAAAGAACCGCCCCCUCCUUCCAUCUGUGGAUCUCACCAAAUACAGUGAGCCAGUCAGAAAUCACUGUAGUUAGAGCUCUCCAGGGAGAAUCCAAGUUUUCCCAAGCUGUGUCACAAAACAAGAGGUCAUAUUGAUGAAUCUCCUGAAAUCAGUUUAAGUGCCCCUCAGGAAUCUUGCCUUCUCCUCAGGCAGAGCGUGGGCUGAUGCUUCUCUACUCUCCACAUACCUACUUCCUGAAAUCUUGGCAAUUACCAAUAGUGCAAAACCCAGUUUCUGACGUGGCUGACUCAGCAAGGGCUUGGCAAAACAAACACAUACGCACAAGGAAUCAGAGCCUGGGAAGCAGUGACAAGAGACAGAUGACGAGAGGUGGAAGAGAGCAGAAGAGAACGAGGCACUGUAGGAUUUACCAGCUGCUUCCAAACCAGCAGAAUUUUGCCUUGAGCUGCUGAUUGCGACACACAAGUACAUUGUCUACGGUGGUGGUCGUGGUUCUCAUUACUGAAUUCUGCUGUCUCCCCUCUGCCUGCAGAACUGAGCUGCUGCUCCACCACAGAGAGCUGUGGCUCUUUGUUGAACUCGAGACUGGGUCCAGUGGCCUCCUACACAGUGCAGUGAACAACUCCCCUCCUUUUGCUGCCUAGCAUGGAUACUUGGCGGAGAGGAUCCAUUAAAUCCACAACGUUCUUCAAGCGUCUUUCGUUCAGGAGGCAUAAAAAGCUGGGUAAUCAAGUCAUUAUUUUGAAUCAGAACAGCCAGACACUUGAGAACAAUGAACAGUACAAGAGGGAACCACUAAGAGACCUGAAGGAUAAAUCAGAGUACCUGUUAUGUAAGAGUGAGCAAAAUCUAGCUCAGGCACAGGCACCUCCUAAGCCACCCCGGCUGUAUCUGGACAGUUCCAGCUGCCCCAACAUAAUUGACCACACGGAGUCUCACUCGACAGCCAUCUCCUUUUCCAGUGUCUCCCCUCAGUACCAUAAGGCGACGCAAACACACGGGACUAACUCCUACACAGUCCAGGCUACAGACUGUGGGACCUCUGAAACAGGCUCUGAUCUCUUCCUUUCCUUCAAAGUGGACUUGGGGCUAUCACUCCUUGAGGAUGUUCUGCAGACUCUCAGGAAACAGAAUCCAAGAGAUUACGCAGCUUGAAAAUGUUUAUCAUUUAAGUUAUUGAGUUAAUUAUCAGCAUUAGUAGUUUCCUUAGCCCUCACAGGAGAAGAGGAAACACUGGAGUGUCCCUACCCUGGACUGCCUGUCUCAUUGUCCGGUCUUGCCCACCAUAAGCUGUUCUUGUCCAGGCUCCCUUCCUAUUGAGCUGUCAGUACACCACUAUGUGAGAGCGACAUGCUGGAAUCUAGUCUGAUGCAUUUCCAUUCUCUACACUGGACGAGGAAUUCCUCUCUACUGCUGACACUGUACCUCAUCCUGAUGAAAAAAAGGCCACGUUUAGUAACAGAGACCUGUUAUUUUUGGAACACCGCUGUGACUAUAAAAGGCAUGGGGAAAAAGGAGGGCACAAAAACAGGAUUCCUGGGUAACUGGACAGUUUGGAUGAGAUGGCAGCUCCAAUAUUUCCAAGCCAAGUGGAGCAGAGACAAUGGAUGAUGAUGAUUCAGGAUGUUCCUUUUCCAGUGGGUUUCUUUCCCCCAACUCUGUUAGAUGGGCAUUCCCAUCUACCCUCUAAUUGGAAAAAGGUAAGCGUCCGAAAAGGCUCACAAUAUAGCAACAGCGAAUUCUCCAGCCUAUUAGCAAGUGGAACAGUUUCUGUAGAUAUUGCUUCUUAGAGCAUGCUCUGAAUAAUCUGCUGUAAAUAAAUAUAGGUGAGAAUAAAUGUAUCUGUCAUUACAAGACUGUCCUUGCCUCAUUUCACUUUUAUCAAGCCACAACAAUAAAGAUGCCAAGAUCACAGCUCCCUUGAUCUGUAAGGUAAAUAUUCACUGGGGUCCUGUCCUUCUUGGUCCCUCAUCUUUUUACGACAAGGGUGUUGAGGGCAGUGAGGUUACUGCUUGGCUCCAAUCCCUUCUGCUGCUCCUAGUGGGAAAGGCUAGAACUGCAGUCACUGGGACAUGCUUC
Molecule: messenger RNA, 5271 nt
Organism: Gopherus flavomarginatus (Mexican gopher tortoise)
Lineage: Eukaryota; Metazoa; Chordata; Testudines; Testudinidae
Gene: C5H15orf62
Product: chromosome 5 C15orf62 homolog
Exons: 2
Coding region: 3838-4347 (169 amino acids)
Source: RefSeq, a predicted model, not a curated record